Fraxinus pennsylvanica is the source of this 672-nucleotide messenger RNA. The record is from the annotation of a GenBank genome assembly. Lineage: Eukaryota; Viridiplantae; Streptophyta; Magnoliopsida; Lamiales; Oleaceae.
AUGAUGGUGAUCGUGGCACGUGCUGGAGACACUAAUCCCGUAUUUGAUCCGUGUUCGGAUACAAAAGUUCAGAGAUGGGAUGGGUUUACAUUUGGUCUUGCAUUUUCUUCAAAGGAUUCUUUCUUUUUCAAUCAAACUCAGCUGUCCCCUUGUGAUACUCGUCUCUCCCUCUCAAGCGGCUCUGGUGCUGAGGUCGCCGUAUUUAGGCCAAAGGUUGAUGAGAUUUCGCUUCUCACCAUCAACACCUUCAAUCCUAGAAAGGCAGGAGGUUAUAUGGUUGCAUUUGCUGGACGACAAUAUGCAGCUCGAUCAGUUCCUAUCUUUGUUGCAGACGACACUAAUACUGUAGCCAGCUUUACCCUGGUUCUAGAAUUCAAGAAUGGCAUUCUCCAAAAUUUAUUUUGGAAGAAAUUUGGGUGCGGUUCGUGUAAUGGGGACUCGUUUAUUUGCCUAAACAAUACUGAUUGUGCAAUUCCAAAUUCAAAAUGUAAGGUCAAUGGUGGAUCUAUGCCUUGUGACCUGGGAAUACAGUUGGCUUUCUCCGGCACGGACAAGAAUGACAACGUGCUUAACUCGUGGUAUGAGGUGGGAAAUCUUCGACAGUACUCCCUCUAUGCCUUGUAUUCUGAUCUUCGUAAUUCUCUCACCGCUCCAUUUACAAACCUUUUCUAG